AUGGAGCCAGAAACAGAAAAGAUUGGAUCCUCUCUUCGUAUUCCUUCUUCUGUGAAAGAACUAGCAAAUGAGGCACUAAUAAAAGUUCCAGAGAGAUAUGUUCAUCCAGAUAUUGACCCUCCAAUUUUAUAUAACACAGAAUCUUUGUCACAUCUCCCUGUAGUAGAUCUAAACAAGUUAUUGUCUGAAGAAGUGAAGGGUCCUGAACUGGAAAAGCUAGAUCUUGCAUGCAAAGAAUGGGGUUUUUUCCAGCUGAUUAAUCAUGGAGUUGACGUGGAAUUGAUGGAAGAUGUAAAGAGAGGUGUUCAAGAACUCUUCAAUCUUCCAAUGGAAGAGAAGAAUAAACUUUGGCAGAAACCAGGAGAUAUGGAAGGAUUAGGUCAAAUGCUCGGUUCUGAAGGAGGGUCAUCAGAUUGGGUAGAUUUGUUUUACAUUUUUACACUUCCAUCACAUUUAAGGAAGCCCCACCUAUUCCCAAAUAUACCACUGCCAUUCAGGAAAAAUUUAGAGGAUUAUUGUAUAAAGAUGAGAGACCUUGCCAUCAACAUCCUUGGCCUAAAUGCUCACACUGAUGGAUCUGCCCUCACCAUCCUCCUCCAAGCCAAUCAAGUGGAGGGCCUCCAAGUAAAUAAAGAUGGAAUGUGGGUUCUAGUUAAGCCCCUCCCAAAUGCUUUCAUCAUUAGUCUAGGAGAUGUCAUGGAGGUAAUGACAAAUGGAAUAUAUAGGAGCACUAUGCAUGGAGCAGUAGUAAACUCACAGAAAGAGAGAGUAUCCAUAGCUACAUUUUAUGCCCCAGAAUGGAGUGGAAACAUAGGUCCAGCACCUUCUCUUGUUACUCCAGAAUCACCACCUUUGUUCAAAACAAUUGGUGUAGCAGAUUUCUAUAAGGGAUACCUUUCACCCGAGCAUCUUGGGAAACCAAAAUCAUAUAUAAAUGAUGUCUUGAGGAUCCAAAAUGGGCACGUCAAACGCUAG
Molecule: messenger RNA, 975 nt
Organism: Cajanus cajan (pigeon pea)
Lineage: Eukaryota; Viridiplantae; Streptophyta; Magnoliopsida; Fabales; Fabaceae
Source: RefSeq, a predicted model, not a curated record